Messenger RNA from Racocetra fulgida, 129 nucleotides. Lineage: Eukaryota; Fungi; Glomeromycota; Glomeromycetes; Diversisporales; Gigasporaceae. The record is from the annotation of a GenBank genome assembly.
CUAAAACUUGCCCGAAACGAAAGAGCCAAAGUUCAAGAAGUUGUAAUGUAGAGGAUGAUGAUUCAAGCGCAUUGUUGGUUGACAUAAGGCAUAUGGAAUUAGCAAGGAAAACGGCGAAUGACAUUGAAA